Molecule: messenger RNA, 477 nt
Organism: Lolium perenne
Lineage: Eukaryota; Viridiplantae; Streptophyta; Magnoliopsida; Poales; Poaceae
Product: pectinesterase inhibitor-like
Molecular function (GO): enzyme inhibitor activity
Source: RefSeq, a predicted model, not a curated record
AUGUCCCUAGCUAUGUCUCUCAUCCUACUCGCCGCGAUGUUCUCCACCCUUCCCACCACCCACGCCGACACAGGCUUCAUCUACCACACAUGCGAGAAGACCAAAAACACCACCAUGUGUGUGGCCGUGCUGCGCGACGACCCGGAGAGCGCCAAGACCUCCACCGCGCACGACCUCGCCAGCAUCGCGCUGCAGAUCGCCCUCAACACCGCCGACCACAACGGCGCGGUCAUCGGAGACCUGGCCAAGAAGAGCCAGGGUACGCCCCAGGGAGACGCACUGGCCGUCUACCAUAAGGCCUAUGUCGGUGCCGCCAUGGACCUCGACAUCUUCGGCCGCAACGACUUCGACGGCGGGGACUACGCUGGCACGUCCAACAGCUUGUCGGUCGCAAAGGGCGCCAGCGAUGCGUGCGAGAACGCGUUCGAGGGGAUCGGCAAAAUCCCCCCCCCCCCGUUACCGCCAUUGAUAUCAUGA